Messenger RNA from Eurytemora carolleeae, 1188 nucleotides. RefSeq names its product endoglucanase E1. Lineage: Eukaryota; Metazoa; Arthropoda; Copepoda; Calanoida; Temoridae. Gene Ontology annotation, molecular function: hydrolase activity, hydrolyzing O-glycosyl compounds. The transcript is spliced from 8 exons. The coding region runs from base 44 to 1165 and encodes 373 amino acids. The record is from RefSeq and is a predicted model, not a curated record.
UGUAUUUAAACAUCAACAAUAGUUGGAAGAAGAAGGUUGAAUCAUGGAACUGUUUAUCCUGGUUGCAGGUGCAGUAGUCCUCACUGAUGCUAUCAAGUUCCCCCUGGAAGCUGGAGAAGAUGGAGAUAGAAUGGUGAUCCAAGAUUCUAAUGGUGACAGAGUUAAGCUGGCUUGUGUAAACUGGUACGGAGCACAUAUGGAGAACUUGGUAGUUAAUGGCCUGGAUGUUCAAACCAUGGAUUUUAUCUCAACUAAGAUUAAAGAACUUGGCUUUAACUGCGUCCGCCUGCCGUUUGCCCUGGAUACGUUCUACAAAUCACGUGUUAUUUCUGACUCUCUGCUGACAGCUAACCCUGCUCUUCACGGGAAAACUGCAAUGGAGAUCUUUGAUAAAACUGUUGAAUCCCUCUCUAAUCAAGGACUGAUGGUGAUUCUGAACAACCACAUCAGCACUGCAAAAUGGUGUUGUGAUGAGAACGAUGGAGAAGGACUGUGGUUUACAAAUGAAUAUUCUGAGGAAGAUUUUGAAGAUUGCCUUCUUGAGUUUACAGAGAGAUACAAACACAUAAAUCUUGUUGUAGGAAUGGACCUUAGGAAUGAGCUCCGAAAAUCCCACGGAGUACCAGCUGCCUGGGGUUCAGGAGAGUACAAUGACUGGGCGGCUGAAGCAGAGAGAAUUGGUAAUAAAAUCCUUGAGAUCAAUCCAGACCUUCUCAUCUUCGUGGAGGGGGUCUCCUAUGCUCUAGACCUGACCGGAGCUAGGUCCAAACACGUGGAGCUCACCAAUCCUAAGAAGUUGGUUUACUCCGGACACGUUUAUGCAUUCAGCUAUAUAUUGUCCGAUGUACAUUCUUAUGAGGAUUUAAUGAAGAAAAUGCAUUCAAUGCAAUCCUUUGUUGCAGAUCAAGGACAUGAUUACUCUGCUCCGUACUGGAUGGGAGAAUUUGGUACAGGAGAUAAUGGAGAUAAAUGGCAGUACAUAAUCCAGUUCUUAAAGGAGAAUGACCAUGAUUGGGCGUACUGGAGUAUAGAUGGAUAUAAGUAUCCAGGAGGGGACGAGGAGUCCUAUGGUAUUCUUGAACGAGAUUAUUCAACUAUUAGGCAUAACUGGAAGCUUGAGCAACUUCAAAGCAUCAUGGAACCAACAAAAAUUCUUGAAAAUUAAUCUAAUUGAUAUCUUUUAUAAUU